AUGGCCUGGAGUAAGGUACCUUUACUCUUGCAUGGAUUUCUCCUGCUGGUUCAGUGUAAACCCUCCCUUCAAGGAGGUACAGGAAUCUACAUACCAGCUGGUGCAGGGGGAGGAACUGGAGGUGGAUUAGGGGGUGGUCUUGGUACUGGAGCUGGAUUUGGUGCUGGAACCGGUCCAGGAGGUGGAUUUGGUGCUGGAAUCAGAAGUGUUGGGCCAGGAGUUGGUCCUGGAGGAGUUGGAACAGGAUUAGGUCCAGGUGCUGGUCCUGGUGGUCUUGGAAUAGGGCCUGGAACUGGCAUAAGACCUGGAACUGGUUAUGGAGGUGGUGGUCCUGGGGGGCAAGGUACUGGACUGGGUGCUGGAGGCCUUGGAGGAGUUGGGCCUGGUGUUGGAGGUCUUGGGGGAGUUGGACCUGGUGUUGGAGGGCUUG
Molecule: messenger RNA, 430 nt
Organism: Sinocyclocheilus grahami
Lineage: Eukaryota; Metazoa; Chordata; Actinopteri; Cypriniformes; Cyprinidae
Product: glycine-rich cell wall structural protein-like
Exons: 4
Source: RefSeq, a predicted model, not a curated record